AGUGCCAGCCCUAGGUCGGUCUGCCGUCCCUAGUUCCUUUUCUUUUCGAAUUUCUCGUGGAAAACGCCAACAUGGGUUUCGCUACUCUCUGGUACUCGCAUCCCCGCAAAUACGGCCAAGGCUCCCGAUGCUGCCGUGCCUGCUCUAACCGCCACGGUCUGAUCCGCAAGUAUGGCCUGAACAUCUGCCGUCAGUGCUUCAGGGAGUACGCCAACGACAUUGGCUUCAAGAAGCUGGACUAAAUGUUCUCUUCGCAACUUGACACGCGUUAAAGCGUCUCAAAAACACCAUUCGGCAUAUUAAUAUAAGCGGUCGCCGGUUUUGGGGAUUUCAUAUAUUAAUAUGCCGGCAGCAACAACAAGCAACAGCAGCAACAACAUAAUCAUUUGGGGAUUUAAGCAAGGACAAAGCGCAGAUGGAACCGAUUCCAAAGUAAUCUCUAAGCAAGUAACCAGAACGGCCACCACCACAGAAUUCCAACAGUUACCACCUUCUGCGAAGGAUCUUUGUUAAAACACUAGUUUGUUUAAAUCCCCGUCUGAUUAAACCCAUAACAAGAAACGUA
Drosophila ficusphila is the source of this 565-nucleotide messenger RNA. RefSeq names its product 40S ribosomal protein S29 (gene RpS29). The coding region runs from base 72 to 242 and encodes 56 amino acids. The record is from RefSeq and is a predicted model, not a curated record. The transcript is spliced from 3 exons. Lineage: Eukaryota; Metazoa; Arthropoda; Insecta; Diptera; Drosophilidae. Gene Ontology annotation, cellular component: cytosolic small ribosomal subunit; ribosome. Gene Ontology annotation, biological process: translation. Gene Ontology annotation, molecular function: structural constituent of ribosome; zinc ion binding.